Molecule: messenger RNA, 2106 nt
Organism: Limulus polyphemus (Atlantic horseshoe crab)
Lineage: Eukaryota; Metazoa; Arthropoda; Merostomata; Xiphosura; Limulidae
Gene: rswl
Product: mitochondrial ribonuclease P protein 1 homolog
Exons: 4
Coding region: 158-1525 (455 amino acids)
Biological process (GO): mitochondrial tRNA 5'-end processing; positive regulation of mitochondrial translation
Cellular component (GO): nucleus; mitochondrion; nucleoplasm
Molecular function (GO): tRNA binding
Source: RefSeq, a predicted model, not a curated record
UUUUUUUUAAUUUUAUUCAUAUAAUGUAUUACCAACAGGUGGCGAAAAGCAGUAAGAAGCAUCAGAAACGGCAUGUGUAUUUGAAUGGGCUUUUUCUGGGGCUGUUGUUUCUUUUUGCCAGACAUGAUUUGCACUCAUUAACAAGAAGAAAACUGUAAUGCUUACACAAAUUAAUUUAAGAACAAUGUUCAGUCAGAAACUAAGAAAAACAAUCUUAUAUUUUAAUGUUUUGAGGAAAGGGUAUGUAAGCCUCUAUAAAACUCAAAGGUUUUUAGUACAGUGGAAUUCUUCAAGCAGGAACAAACUGUUUGAUAUGAAAAGUUAUGAAUACAUGAAAAUAAAGUGCAUGUUCUUCAGCCAGAUAUUUCAUUGUCGACCACAUUCAUUCUCUUGUGCAGCUAUGUGCACUAGAGAUUAUGGAAACAGACAUUUUUCUGCAAUGCCAAGACAAAUCCCUAAUAUGCAUAAAGUGAAUUUAGUUAAAAUUUUUACAAACUGUAUGCCUUGUAGGACUUAUUUUUCUUCUGUUAAGCAUAACAAUCAGGAGUCAACAGUAGAGAAUUUCAGUGAAUCAAAUGAACAGUUUUCUAACUUAAGUCAAAAUGAUCCAGAAACAGCAAAGAAGAUUCAGCUAAUUUUGAUGGAAUGUGAAGUUGCCAGGCAGAGUGGCUUCAAAGCUCCAUCAGUGUUAAGGGAAAAGGACAUGAAAGAACUUCUUUUGAUGGAUUCAAGGAGUGCAAGAAGAAAGUACUUUACUUUUUUGUUCAAAAAAGAGGUCUUGCGGAUUUCAGAGAAAGAAAAAAAAGAACUUAAACGUGCUGAGCGAGCACUAAAAAAGGCUGAAACCUCUGCAGAAGAUAAACAUUCAGAAUAUGGUCUUGGAAGAAACACCAUUUUUUUAUAUAUUCGGGAAUCAACAAUGAAUAAAUUUUAUAACCACAAAAUGGCUAGUGCUAUGAUUUAUGGGCAAAAAAUAGUAGUUGAUUUAGACUACAGUAGCCAUAUGACAAAACGUGAGUGCAUGAAUACAGCUGACCAACUUCAGGAAUUGUAUGCAGUUAAUAAAUGUGAUGAAGACCCUUUUGAUUUGUAUUUUUGCAAUGCGCAUCCUGAAAAUCAGAUUGUCCAGUUUUUGACAAAAACUAUUCCAAAUUUAAGAGAAUAUAAUUGUUUCAUAACCACAACUCCUCAGAGCUAUCUAGAUAUUUUCCCAAAGGAGAAGCUUGUAUACUUGACACCACAUACAAGAAAUCCAUUAAAGGAGUAUGAUCAUGAAGCAGUAUAUAUAAUAGGUGGUAUGGUUGAUAAGGGUAUUCAAAAACCAAUAUCCCUGGCUAAAGCUAAGAAGGAAGGAUUGAAAAUGGCCAAAUUACCUUUGGAUUUGUAUUUGUCAUGGGGACUUGGAAGCAAAAGUCUUACACUGAACCAGGUCAUGCAGAUCCUCUUGGAGGUGAAAAAAAGUGGGAACUGGAGCAAAGCCCUUAAGUAUGUCCCAAGACGUAAACUGAUGAAACAGACAUUAUGACAUUUAUGCCUGGAAUACAGUUUUAUUCACAAAUGCAGGUAUUAGUUAAUAAAUUGAAUAUUCAAAAUGUUCUCAGCAGUUGCUAACUAAAUACAUUUUAUUUUCAAGAGAAGUGCAAGGUAAGGUCAAGGGAUGUUUUAGGUAUAGAUCAUGAAAGGAUGCUAGUCAGGUGAAUGUUACACUUUUUGUAAAAUUGUUUAUUCUACAACUAUGUAAUGUACUCAUGUCAAUUAAACAUGCAACUCCUGACAGUAUCUCAGAAUCAUUAAUUCCUUUUUGAUGUGUGGAAUCAGUAUAUGGUUAUUUAAAUUUACAAACAAGUCUUAAGUUUUUAGUAAUUCCAUUUUUUGAGUGGCAGAUUAUCAUGAGUUUUAUUGUUACAAUACAUAAGAGAAAAUCAAAGGUCAUUAUAUGGAAGUUGGGAGGAUAUAAUGUUUGUCAUGAAGAUUUUAAAGAACCUUUUGUUUAGUACGAAUUUAUUUCAUCACUAAUUAAUGAUCAAUGUUAAAACAUUCUUACACUGUAAGAAAUAUAAUACUUAACAUGAUGUAGAUAAAAUGUAUUUUCACAGAAUCUACAGA